This is a messenger RNA of Acanthaster planci (crown-of-thorns starfish), 2311 nucleotides long. Its product is annotated as RUS family member 1-like. Lineage: Eukaryota; Metazoa; Echinodermata; Asteroidea; Valvatida; Acanthasteridae. The record is from RefSeq and is a predicted model, not a curated record.
CACCGGCUACAUCCCAUGCCACAUGCUUUGUUUACUGCACUGUUGAUGGAGCGCCGAUGUAGAUCGUGCGAUGAAGAUGGAUAAUAUUGUUUGCAGAGAAUCUUAUAGUUCUCGGUCCCGUCCCCUGAGGUACCUUGGGAGGAGUGAUGGAUCUAUUGAAAUUUCUUCUGACAGGGGUGGAAAUCGAGCAUUUGUUUCACUUGCUCAAAUGUUUAGGACGGUGUUUCUGCCCCAAGGCUACCCAGAGAGUGUCAGUGAAGAUUAUUUGGAGUAUCAGAUAUGGGACACGAUUCAAGCUUUCUGUAGUAGUAUCACCGGUACCCUGGCAACCCAGGCCAUGCUGAAGGGAGUAGGCGUGGGUGAUUCAACGGCCACAGCAGCAGCAGCAACCAUAACCUGGCUGUUGAAAGACGGCACUGGAAUGUGUGGCAGAAUUCUCUUUGCAUGGUACCAGGGGUCAAGUCUCGACUGUGAUGCUAAAAGAUGGAGGUUAUUUGCCGACAUCCUGAAUGAUGCUGCUAUCUGCAUAGAGCUGGUGUCACCCUUAUUUCCGAAGUACUUCACUGCCAUUGCGUGCAUCUCUGGAGUUUGUAAGUCUAUUGUAGGCGUGGCCGGAGGAGCAACGAGGGCGGCACUGACCAUGCAUCAAGCCAGGAGAGAAAACAUGGCUGACGUAAGCGCCAAAGACGGAAGUCAGGAGACACUGGUCAAUCUGGCAGCGUUAUUGGUUGGCCUGGUCCUUACUCCUAUGGUGGCUGGUAACCCAACGUUGACAUGGUCUCUCUUUUUCCUCUUCACGUUCCUGCACCUCUACUCCAAUUACCGCGCAGUCACCUGUGUUGUCAUGGAAACACUGAAUCAAGCUCGGUUACACAUCAUCAGUCAGGAAUACCUUAGUUCCGUGGACGGUCACAUUAUAAGCCCUGCCGCUGCGAAUGCACAAGAACCGGUUGUAUGGAAACUUUAUCGGCCUCUGAAAGUCAACUUGGGUGCUCAAUUCGGUCAACUUGUUAAAAGCUUGCCUGACAUGGAAAAAUGUCUCCACAGCAACAGGAGCCAGAAAUUCCUGGCGGGCCUAAGCAGAAAAACAGGGUCUAUCAACGUGGUGCUCCAUAGGGAUUGUACCGCAGAUGAUGUCAUCAAGGCCUGCUUCCAGGCUGAGGUAAUGCAACACGCACAGAAGCAUGCAUGGACAGAAAGUCGGAGGUCAGAUCCCAUUGGGGUCAAGCCAGUCUUUUAUCAAGAAAUAAGGGAACUUCUUGCCAAGGGAAGUCGCAUGACCCCAGAUGACUGCUGGGAAGCUGGUCAGGCUCUCCAGCCUGAUCAGCGACAACCUCUUCCCUCAAUUCAUCGCUGAGCUGGAGAUGGCUGGCUGGGUCAUAGGUCAGUCAUUGCUAGGGCCCGACGAGUGGAGGGCGGAGUGGAGCUUGCAAGGCGUGGAAGAAAAGAAAGGCUUUUGAGAAAAAAAAACACUGGGCUGUUGAAGUUGGCAAACUACCACAAAAACGUCAGCUUUGUGGAAAGGAGCCCGUAAGUCAACUUUUAGAGAUGAUGUAAAAAUGAGCAAUACCUUGGCUAAUUAAAUUAGCCCCAGUCUAAAGAGUAGGUUUUUGUAAUGGCAGUGGCUGAUUAAAUUGGCUUUACACAACCAGUAUUUGGCAGAAAGAAAGAAGCAUUGAAACCUUAUAUGACUGCCUACUUCACUGACAUUUUGCCAGAAGUAUUGUGUUUUGACUUCCAUGUUCAUACUGAAUCUCUAUUAACUUCUCCCUAUCUCUCCAAAGGACCUUCAUUGUCUUAAAUUUCCUCCAAAGGUUAUUGGGAUUUUCUGUAUUUGGAGGAAAGUUUCAAAUGUAAUUUGUCCCUCGGUUGGAGUAAUGUUUAUAUUCACUUUUCCUUAUUGUACAAGGUGUGCGUUAGCUAACUGUAAAUAUGCUGGUGCUCCUUACUUUGAAGGCAAGUGUGUCCAAUAUUGACUUCAGUUUAUUUGGUGUGUGCAAGAACUCUCGGGAAGGAACUGAUUUGUCUCCGCUGGAGUGCCAUGCGUAGGCAUUAAAUAGAACGUGUUCUAGUUUCUGUCGCAGACUGCUGGGUAUUCUAACCAGGCAUUUUACUCCAGCAAACAGAUACAGACGUGCGACACUGUUCUCGUGUAACACUGAGUCAACUUAAAAACUUGAAUAUCUCAACACCAAAUCUUCCAUUUGGGUAAAUAUUUGGUUGUACUGAAUUCCAACAAACGUAGAGAUAAAAAUCAUACCAAUUUUUACAAAGAGCAGAAAUAAUAAAACCUUGAAGGAAAUGUAAUUUU